UUAGGUGUAGAACCAUAGGGCUUCUUUCACUUCGCUUGACCAAACUUGAAUUGAAUUUCCCCACCCUUUUUUUUCAUUUUUGAUGUUUUUAUGUUGUUGGUUGUGAGUUGUUAGCGUUCCAUGGCAUGCUUAGACAUGUACAACCAGAACAGCAACGAUCAGCACAGCAAAUUACCUCUUGGGGUUGGGGCUCCCAAUACUCCUCCUACUACCAUCAUCAGCCCCAGGAUCUCCUUCUCCAAUGACUUCAUUGAAUCCUCCUCCUCCUCCAUCACCAGUCAUUCUACUUCUCAUCGUCCCCACAUGGUGAGGACCUACAGGGAUGCCCCUGUUUCUUCAGACUUCGAAUUCUCUGUGUCCAACUAUUCCAUGAUGAGUGCUGAUGAGCUCUUCUCUCAAGGCAGGCUGCUGCCCCUCAAAGAAAAUUGCGGCACCCGUCAGUUCCAGAAAACAACUACUCUCAGGGAUGAGCUGCAACAAGUUGAAGAAGAAGACGACGAAGAUGAUAUUUUCUCGUUGAGGCCUCCCAAGAGCUCCAGUACCAGGUGGAAGGGCUUCCUCGGCCUUAAAAAGUCUCACAUUGGAUCUAAAAAAAUUGACAAGGCUGAAGGGUCCAGGUCUGCUUUCGCUCAAGACGAAGCUCAUUCAGGAAAUGGUGAAUGAUGGAGGGUCAGGUUCCCAGAUGAACGAGGAUCAGCUUCGAUUGUAGUGGAUGAUGACAACGUUGUACUAUUAGGGUGCUGUAGUGUAGUCAGUAAUGGAGGUUUGUAGGCCGACAUUGUACUAAAAUUGAGUCCAUCAUUUCAUCAUGAAUUUGGUAGUAUUAGCCGGGGUUCGGGUUGGAUUGUUGCAUUUGUAGCAAGUACUUUAGUGCAAUUGGAUUUAACAUGUUAUCCGUGGUUUUGGAGUUCCCAUUU
Messenger RNA from Coffea eugenioides, 917 nucleotides. RefSeq lists its product as uncharacterized. NCBI's taxonomy places the organism in Eukaryota, Viridiplantae, Streptophyta, Magnoliopsida, Gentianales, Rubiaceae. The record is from RefSeq and is a predicted model, not a curated record. The coding region runs from base 121 to 663 and encodes 180 amino acids. The transcript has 2 exons.